Messenger RNA from Cannabis sativa, 2868 nucleotides. Its product is annotated as phosphoinositide phosphatase SAC7. The transcript has 19 exons. The record is from RefSeq and is a predicted model, not a curated record. Gene Ontology annotation, molecular function: phosphatidylinositol-4-phosphate phosphatase activity. Gene Ontology annotation, biological process: phosphatidylinositol dephosphorylation. The coding region runs from base 177 to 1967 and encodes 596 amino acids. Gene Ontology annotation, cellular component: endoplasmic reticulum. NCBI's taxonomy places the organism in Eukaryota, Viridiplantae, Streptophyta, Magnoliopsida, Rosales, Cannabaceae.
AACUAUUUGUGGUGAAUACUUUAUUGUUGUUCAUCUUCAUUUUCUCUCAAAAUUUCGCGGGUUGCGUUUCAAACUAACUUUUACUUUGUCAGAUCAGAUCAAACUUUUUCAGAUUCAAUUCAAAAAUAUUAUCAGAUCUCAAUCUCCAAUCUCCGAAUAAGAAGGAAAUAGGAAUAAUGAUGGAGCGAGCAGAUUCAGGGCAGAAGCUCUACUCACGCAUGAGGCUAUGGGAGCUUCCCGAUCAGUAUGUUAUUGAACCAACCGAUGGAACUUCAGCUCCUUAUCUCUCUAUCAAUCGACUCGAUGCUUCUCUAAGCUUCAUUGAUGAGCUUCCUGAAUCCAGUUCUGUUCGAGCCCCAAAAAUUCAGACGAUUUACGGUGUUGUUGGCAUGGUCAAGCUCCUCACUGGCUCCUACUUGAUCGUCAUUACGGAUCGUCAAUGUGUUGGAACUUAUUUGGGUCAUACAAUCUUUAAGGUUUUGUCUUUGAAGGUUUUUCCUUGUGAUCAUUCUCUUCAAAAUUCUGAUGCCCAACAUAAGAAGAUGGAAGCUGAGUUUUCUGCUCUCCUCAAUAUUGUUGAAAAGACUUCUGGUUUGUUUUUCUCUUAUGAAACGAAUCUAACUCUCAGUGUACAGAAAUUGCAUGAUUUGGGAGGUGAAUCUAAGUUGCUUCCUCUUUGGAGACAGGCAGAACCUAGGUUUUUGUGGAACAAUUAUAUGUUGGAAGUACUCAUAGAUAACAAGCUUGAUCCCUUCUUGCUUCCUGUUAUCCAAGGGAGCUUCCAACACUUUCAAGCAGCAAUAGGGAAGGAUGUAAUUGAUGUCACUCUGAUUUCUAGGAGAUGCACGAGGAGAAAUGGCACUCGUAUGUGGAGAAGAGGAGCUGAUCCAGAUGGUUACGUGGCAAAUUUUGUAGAAACUGAGCAAAUUGUGCAGUUGAAUGGGUAUACAGCCUCAUUUGUGCAGGUUCGGGGUUCAAUUCCAUUGCUUUGGGAGCAAGUAGUGGAUUUGACAUACAAGCCCAAAUUUGAGCUUGUUAAAGUAGAGGAUGCUCCCAAAAUAGCAGAGCGACAUUUUUUGGACUUAAGGAAGAAAUAUGGGGCCGUUUUAGCUGUUGAUCUUGUCAACAAGCACGGAGGUGAGGGACGCUUGUGCGAAAAGUUUGCAGCUGCCAUGCAACCUAUCAGUAGUGAUGACGUGAGAUAUUUGCAUUUCGAUUUUCAUAAAAUUUGCGGGCAUGUUCAUUUUGAGCGCUUGUCUAUUCUCUACGAACAAAUUUCUGAUUUUCUCGACAGAAAUGGGUAUUUCUUGUUGAAUGAAAAGGCUGAUAAAAUGAAGGAACAGCUUGGAGUUGUUAGAAGCAAUUGUAUAGAUUGCUUAGACCGUACAAAUGUUACACAGAGCAUGAUAGGUCGAAAGAUGUUGGAAUGCCAACUUAGGAGGCUUGGUAUUUUCGGUGCUGACGAGACUAUUAGCUCCCAUUCAAACUUUGAUGAAAGCUUUAAGAUCAUGUGGGCUAACCAUGGGGAUGACAUAAGCAUUCAAUACUCCGGUACUCCUGCUUUGAAAGGAGAUUUUGUCAGAUAUGGCCAGAGAACAGUUCAUGGAAUUCUCAAGGAUGGAUGGAAUUCCCUUGCACGCUACUAUCUAAACAACUUUCAGGAUGGAGCAAAGCAGGAUGCAAUUGAUCUUCUGCAAGGACAUUACAUUGUUUCGGUCAGCCGAGACAUAAGUCCCUCGCCUCAAAAAGGAGGCCUAGAGGCUGUAGCCUCAUUUCCACUGGCUUUCGCAUUCGUUUUGGUUGGCUUCCUGUUUGCGACCAUGUCACUUAGACAAGUUCGGUACGACCUUCGACACUUAUUCUUUUCAAUAAUGUGGGCAAGCCUCAGCGUGGCCUUAGCAGCAUUUGUGAGGGCCAACGGGCGGAUUUUCUGCAACCGCCCUCGUCUACACAGGCCACGCCAUUAAAUUCAGUUUCAAUUUUCCAAUGCCAAGCUUUUCUGUGAUUGUUACUCGUUAAUGUUAUUUCAGUUCAUUUUCAUAAUUUAUAGUCCACGGAAGAGACUCGCUCAUUGCCAGAGUUGAUUUUUGCAGUACCCUCUAAUGUUAACAUUAACAUUCUUUUUUGUAUAAAUUGAUUUUGUUGUGACCUUUUCAUACUAUCUAUAAUUAGUCAAGUUUUUACAAUUUUAUGUCAAUCUGUAGUCUCAAUAAAUAUAUAUAAAAUGCAUUAAAGCAUAAAGUGUGGACUUUUAUUAAACAACAAAAGGUAAAGAUUUUCCUUCUAAGCAGCUUGAAGAAGCUGAGUGGCAUAUGGAGGCCAGUACAGGUGAAAUUCAAUCUUGUAAGUGACAGUGAUGCCUUUGAGAUUGACCGGUGAGGAUCUUACGUAGCCUUGGACGAAGGUGAAGUCCCCUGUACCGCCAACCACAGGAUGAUCCGAAGGCUUAAUAUUGUGUGUGCCACCAACAACCGAAAUCGAACCCCUGUGGUUCUUCAGAUUCAAGGUGAUCUUGGCAAUGGAAAUGCUUCGAAGCCCAUCUAAGCCGGAUGUGAUGGAGGUUCCUUCUGCGAUUCCCAGUACUUUUGAAGACGUGCUGGGCGUCACGGUCAUGGGAUCCUGGAAAGCAAAUAGGGUGCCAAAUGGUGUUGUUGUCUGACUAGUAUCAGGUCCAGCCACCCCAUUCACUAUGAUGUACCCUGUUUUGUUUAUGGUUUCGUGUUGGAAGAGAGCAAAGUGAAGGGACUUGAUAUGGCUAUGGUGGUGGUGGUGGUGAGAGGUGGAGAUGAUUUCGAUAGGGAAAAGAGCUAACAUCAGAGGUAGAAGAAGUAAGUAUUUUGGGAGAGGAGAAGCCAUUUUUAAUGUCUC